Molecule: messenger RNA, 2810 nt
Organism: Oncorhynchus kisutch (coho salmon)
Lineage: Eukaryota; Metazoa; Chordata; Actinopteri; Salmoniformes; Salmonidae
Product: zinc finger protein 436-like
Exons: 3
Coding region: 178-1728 (516 amino acids)
Biological process (GO): regulation of transcription by RNA polymerase II
Molecular function (GO): RNA polymerase II cis-regulatory region sequence-specific DNA binding; DNA-binding transcription factor activity, RNA polymerase II-specific
Source: RefSeq, a predicted model, not a curated record
UUUAGCCACUCUACGUUUGAGUUAUUUAGGCGUUUGUUAACACCGGGGAACUCAAAAUAUGACUUAUUUAACUUCCCAGCAUCACAUAUUUACCCCCAAGUGGUGUUUAAUUCGUGUUUGAGAAAGCACUUGUUGAUAUAUGUUAUCUAGGUAAUGGUAUUUAGCUAGCUGCUAAGAAUGGCUAACUGUAACGAUAUGGUUUUUCACACUCAAAUAGCCUCCAUCAUGGAGGUUCUAGCGAAUACAGCCGUGGCAGAGAUCUGUAAACUCGUAGACGACGACUAUGCAGUGUUUCGUUUGGAAAUAACUCAAAGCCAGAAAGAAAACAGGUCAUUGCGGAGGAAGCUACAGCUACUGGAACUGAAGGUGGCACGGGAACGCCGUCCCAGUAGUGCCAAGAUCCUCGAGCGAUACAGAGGAAUGGCAAGAGGUGAAGGACAUCUCACUGGAGGUCACAGGGGCUUUGUGAAGCCAGUGGGACACAAUACAUGGAGAGAUGACCAACCAAUUACAGUUGAUGAGGGGAGUGGAACCUCAACCCAGCAUGUUAUCGUGAUAGAGUCUGCAGAGGCUGCAGGUCCUGGGGUGAAGCUAGAGGGGUCUGAAGGAGAGGAGGACCCACGGCACAGGAGAGACAUCCAGACUGGAGUCGAGGACCCUACCACCGCCGCAGCGCAGCCCAGGACUCGACGCAGCAUCACGGAGGUCAGUGGAACGCUGACGGCCGUCCUCAAGUCAAAGACAGACACCAAGACUUUAACUGUAACUCACAGUCUCCUACAUACAGGACAUGACCACAUAUCAGACCCCGGUCUGGGGAGACUGGUCUGUCCUCCUGCUUCCAGCUCAGACUAUUUACCGGUAUUUCACCAGAGCCAGAAGCCUGUUCAUUCCCGUGGGGAUGGAGACACGUUAGAUACUGGUGGUGAUGAUCCUACUUGUUCUUACACUACAGAGGACCCAGAGGACCUCAACAUGCCCUUGGGUUUAGAGACACAGGCAGAUCUGUCUAUAGGGGACUGGAACCAGUACAGUAGUAGCGUAUACUCUGAAGGGUACUUAGAUAAGGAAGGGGAGGGGCUGGUCAUAGAUGAAGUGACUGUGAAAUUGGAGGGUGAUAUCCCUCCCACAUGGAAUGCAGAUCACCUAAGAGAAGGCCACUCGCAGGGCAGAGAUUUCUUAGACUACAGGGAAAGCUUAGAGACAAAUUCAAAUGUUGCGACCCACUCCCCUUUACACACGCUCAGAGAGCACAACCCCGUGUCCACGUCGAUGGGGUCUUCUGAUUCACACAGCCACAUCCUUUUCGAUCAGGUAUUGAACUCAAAUAGAGAUAAAACCCAGGCUUGGGGAGGGGGAGCAACAUCAGGCAAUAGUAAAGAGAAACGGUUCCUCUGCAUGUUCUGUAACAAAGGCUUCAGCUGCCCCCAGAAGGUGGAGAUCCACCAGAGGGUCCACACAGGAGAGAAACCAUUCAGCUGCACCCAGUGCCACAUGCGCUUCACAGAGGCUGGCACCCUGAAGCGGCACCAGAGGGUCCACACAGGGGAGAAACCUUACAGCUGCCCCCAGUGUGAGAAGAGGUUCUCCCGCCAGGACAAACUGAAGAGGCACCUGAAGGUCCACACGGGAGAGAGGCCGUUCGCCUGUACGCACUGCGUUAAGAGGUUCUCAGAGAGGAGCUACCUCAGAAUACAUCAGGAAAAAACCCAUUCCACUCUAACAUAGAAAGUAACCAUUCCAUUUGAUAGCUUCUAGAUCAAAGCCACAUUGAAGAUAGACUUUCAAUUUCCGCAACAACUAAGAGCGUUGGAAGUGCAAGGCCCAGACAUUGGAAUAUACACAGUGUACAAAACAUUAGGAACACAUGACAUGGACUGACCAGGUGAAAGCUAUGGUCCCUUAUUGAUGUCACCUGUUAUAUCCACUUCAAUUAGUGUAGAUGAAGGGGAGGAGACGGGUUAAAGGAUUGUUAAGCCUUGAGACAAUUGAGACAUGGAUUGUGUAUGUGUGCCAUUCAUAGGGUGAAUUAGCAACACAAAAUAUUGAAGUGCCUUUGAACACUGGAUGCAAAUGACAUCCAGCCAACUUGACACAACAGUGGGAAGCCUUCGAGUCAGCAUGGGCCAGCAUCCUUGUGGAAUGCUUUCGACACCUUGUGGAGUCCAUGCCCCAACGAAUUGAGGCUGUUCUGAGGGUAAAAUGGGGUGCAACUCAAUAUUAGGAAGGUCAAAUGAAAUUGUGUUUGUCACAUGCGCCAAAUACAACAGGUGUAGUGUAGACCUUAACACUUAUUUUUCUUAACUGCAUUGUUGGUUAAGUAAACACUUUUAAAUAACAAAUAAUAAUUAAAGAGCAGCAGUAAAAUAACAGUAGCGAGGCUGUUACUAACCAGUGCGGGGGCACAGGUUAGUCAAGGUAAUAUGUACAUGUAGGUAGAGAUAAAGUGACUAUGCAAAUAGACUGGGUAGCCAUUUGAUCAGCUGUUCAGGAGUCAUAUGGCUUGGGGGUAGAAACUGUUAAGCCUUUUGGAGCUAGACUUGGUGCUCUGCUACCGCUUGCUGUGCGGUAGCAGAGAACAGAUGUACCUAAUGUUUUGUACACUCACUGUAUAAGACAUGUAUAAGCCUAAUGCAUCUUUCAUGACUUCCAUUGAACUACCUAAUUUUUCCCCCCAAUAUUCCUUUGUGAAAAUGAAUGCAAUUCAUCAGGUUCAUGCAGCUCUGUAGUUGAGACAAUGUGUGUGUGGUUUUCAUAAUGGUGUAUUUAACUUGUUUGUUUAAUAAACACAAAAUGGGACUUAAGUCUGA